AUGAACAAAUGUCCAACAUAUAAUUAUAUACUAGUAUUCAUCAUUUUAGGAUAUGUCGAGUGUGGUGAUAAUCUAAUCAACACACAUGAAAAUGUUGGAGAUGAAAUUUCAGAUGAAGAAGAAGCUAAUUUUGAAGUAACUGAAGCCAGUUAACAAAAUCAAAAUCAAACACCAGAACAACAACCUACACAUUACGGACUUCAACCGAUAGCUCCAGUACAGUACUAUGGGCCACCUAUAGAACAACAUGUACCGACACAGUACUAUGGAUAUACUCCCCAUUACACACCAGUAGAACCUAUUCAACCAGUACUCAUACAACAAAUUCCUAUUGUUGUAUCCCAACCCCAAUAUUAUCAAUUAUCACCUUACCAACCAUACCCGACUCAAACUUUACAGUAUGGUCCAUAUCAACAAUAUUAUCCUGAAUAUCCACCUACACAUUAUCAAUCAGAUAUACAAUCAUACCAACAAUACCAACAAUAUGAACAACCACAAACUAUACCAGUGGAACCCCUACAAACAGAAAUUCAAUACUCCCAUCAAUUUCCAAGUCCACAAUCGUAUCUACCACAACCUCAGCAUGUGGAUCCUUUACCAAUUAAACAAUUACAACCAGAAAGUGUUCCAGUUCAAUUGGGAUCUGAUUAUGAAGAACAUUUUGAACCUAUUAGAGGAUUAGUGAAGAUCAAAUUUUUGAAGAGAAAUGAUGAGGGAAAGUUAAUUGAAAUGACUGGUGAUGACUUUAGAGAGGCAGGGAACGAUGCAGAGACAUUCAUAGGCCAAAAAGAACAUACUCGUCAUUAUUAACGUAUUUUAAAGGAAGGAACAGUUUUACCAUUAUUCGUAAAAAUGUAUUUCUAUUAAUCAAAUUAGUUGAUGGUAAAUGGACAACAAUUUCCAGGAGAAUCCCAGAAUAUAUUAAAUUUUACACACAAGAUGAUGAUGGUAGGGAUGUUUUAAUAACUGAAGAGCAUUAUGAUAUUGGUCUUACUGGUGACGUAUCAUUGAAAUAUAAGUUCGGUAAGAAUAGAAUUUGUACUAAAAUUAUAGUUAAAGAAGAAACGAUUUGGGUAAAGACACCCGAAGAUUUUUAUCCCAAAGCAGUGUAUUUAACUCCUAAUAGAAAUAUUCUGAUUGAUUUCAAUAAAUAUAAAACAAAAUUCAAAAAAUUGGAUGGAAAGUACUUUCAAAGCUUCACAACAAAAAUUUUAGAAGAUGAUAAAUAUAAAUAA
Molecule: messenger RNA, 1235 nt
Organism: Theileria parva strain Muguga
Lineage: Eukaryota; Apicomplexa; Aconoidasida; Piroplasmida; Theileriidae
Exons: 1
Coding region: 401-682 (93 amino acids)
Source: RefSeq, a predicted model, not a curated record